This is a messenger RNA of Arabis nemorensis, 774 nucleotides long. The record is from the annotation of a GenBank genome assembly. NCBI's taxonomy places the organism in Eukaryota, Viridiplantae, Streptophyta, Magnoliopsida, Brassicales, Brassicaceae.
AUGUUGCUCCGUCGUGCAACAACACUACCCAAAACCCUACAAAACCUCCGGUUAUUCUCUCCGGCGGCGACCGCCACUUUAUCUCUCGAUCCGACCGAAUUAACCCAAUUAACUUACCUCCCUGGGUUUCCGCAACCCGAUCCAAAGCACGCAGAGACGAUUCUGGCCGUUCCACGGUCUGAUUCCGGCAAGAACAUCUCGGUGAAAGAGCGUAAAGCGGGUCGAGUUCCUUCGAUUAUAUUCGAACUGGAAGAUGGACAACACGGAGGAAACAAGAGGCUUAUCUCAGUUCAGACGAAUCAGAUCAGGAAGCUUGUGAAUCAUUUGGGAUACUCUUUCUUCCUCUCUAGGCUCUUCGAUGUCGAGGUUCGAGCUGAGUUAGGUUCCGAUGAAGUUAUUGAGAAAGUCCGGGCUUUACCCAGAUCGGUUCAUUUGCACUCAGGGACCGAUGCUCCACUAAAUGUGACAUUCAUUAGAGCGCCUCCGGGUACUUUGUUGAAGGUCGAUAUCCCUCUUGUGUUCAUAGGAGAUGAUGUUUCUCCUGGAUUGAAGAAAGGAGCAUCUCUGAAUACAAUCAAAAGAACGGUAAAGUUCCUAUGCCCAGCAGAGAUUAUCCCACCAUAUAUAGAAGUAGAUCUCAGCCAAUUGGACGUUGGGCAAAAGCUAGUAAUGGGAGACCUCAAGGUUCAUCCGGCGUUAAAGCUUAUAAAGCCCAAAGACGAACCCGUUGUCAAGAUCGCUGGAGGACGUGUCACUGACCAGCAAAAGAAAUAA